AUGGCGCGUGUCGCAGCGGGGCCUACUGCCGUGCGCCGAGUCACUAGAAGUCAGAGCCGUGAGCUCGAGGACCCGAGUCAUGGUGAUGAACUGAGUUUGAAGACUCCCAGUAGAGAUCUUGGGAAGGGAAAAUCUAAUGCCAACCGUUUAAGCGUCGUUGCGGAAGAAUCGCCGGCUACUUCCCGACAGACAUCCGCCUCCAGACUGUGGUCCCCUAUGGUCCCCGAGUCGCCUGGCUUUCAUGAGGGACAGACCAACAUUUCCGGCACCACAUUCCUAGCUCAUGGUUCUGACUCGGAAGAUGGUGAACCCGAUCCUGCACUCAUGGGCGACGCCCUUCCAGAUCUCCAGCGAGCUGCAACCACGCUGAUGACGCUCCUUGUUCCUCAAUCAUCGAACCCGAUCAACAUUGUCAAGGCGGCUAAACAGCUGAACGACCCAAAGAACACUCAAAGCAAACGGCUGAAACGUGCUGGCACCAAGUUGCUGGAAGACGUGAAAGUCUACAGCCAUCAAACUUACAUCGAUGUGGCCGAGGUCAGCCGCCUGGUUCCUACUGUCGCGCCUCGCGGCACCGCCCAGCCGUGGACCCCGUUGCCGAUCCUGCACAAGGCCAACUGUGCUCGGCUGGCGCUGGAUGUGCUUCUCACCAGUAUUGGUACCCAGGCCCCGGCACAGACAAUUCGAAACCUCGAGAACAAGUUUCCGGCACCCUUUGUAGGUAGCUUUGUCGCUGGCAGCAGCCCGCGGGCUGCGGGGACCAGCGCUACCAAGAAAGCCACUUUCGAGCUCGCACUCGAGAUCCGGACACAGUUCUUGAUUAUGGAGCUGGAGAGACGCCAGGGUGAGAAGGACUUUGAUCCAAGCUCGAUUAUGAAGGGUGUCUUCUAUGACGAGCUUACGCUCGACGGCGAGAACUCUGAAAUAGGUCCUGCCUCGCUCCGCGGAUUUAAGCUCGCCGGCAUCUUUGAAGACGCCAAUGGGUGUCUCCCGGAAGAGUUCCAGGACGACGUCGGUGACCGGAUCAGCGAGCUGGACUAUGAGCUGCUCGACGACGAUGGUGCCCCUAACAUCAAGGGACUGAAGGGGUCCUACCCUUGGGGUAAAUUCAUGCUUCGCGCGACACGCUGGAUCCAGAAACGGGACAGUGAAAUCAACGAGGAUUUGCAAAGACAACCGAGAUUUGAUCAGGUCCAGAGCUUGCUUGAGGGGGAAAUCCAACGCCGCUCGACCUCGGAGUUGCCUGCUGCGCGCGAGUCGACAGCUCCUCGCAUUGACAAUCGGGGUACCCAAGAGUCUCCCUUGCAAGAUAACCGAGAUACCCAUGUGGUCAAUAGAACUCCACAAUUACACCAAGACUUUGAUGCUGCCGUUCCACGCCCGGAGGCGACACCCCAGGGACCUAUCCCGCAGCUGAGUCAGGCCAGCCCAGUCAAGGAGCCGCCGAGAGAUCCCAACCGGCGCAAAUCAAGUAAAAUUCGUUUUCUCAAUUCCAAUUCUAUGGAUGUGCUUAAAAAGCGCGAAGAGACUCGUCGCCAGCAAGACCUCUCCAACCUGGAAUCCCAGCCCACCGGACGGUCUUCCAAUGCAGCGGGCGGAGAUCAGCAAAGGUUCCUUUUCCCUUCCUGGGAGUCUAUAAUCGCAGGUUCCCGCCGUGAGAAGUCACCGUCCCGUGGUGAAACCUCAAGACCCCAUAAUGAGAUCCCGCAGUCUCCUGAGCCGCGGUUCCCGGAUUAUGGUGAUGAUUCCAUGUUCAACCACGAUGAAGAACUGGAUCUUGGCCGAAGCCAGCGGAACGAGGUGCUCGAAUCCACGAGCCCACCGGGCUCGGCGAGAAUCAACCAGGUCAGCCACAAUGGGCGAUUUUUCGAUUCGCCCAGACGAACUCGGGGCCAAGGCCCGUCGACUCGUCCUGCCUUCAUCGACCGGCAAAUCAAUGCCACAAGAGUCUCGCCGGUCAGCCAGGACACCGAUCCCCAGAGCGCCGAGAGACGACAGGCACAGGUUAACGCGCUGCAGUCGCGCAAGCGAGCCCGAGAGGAAUCACCCGACUUCGACUCCGACUCCGACUCCGACAGCGAUGACUUUGACCAGGAUGGUCGUGAAAUCGAUAUCUCCGACCGCCGCGCCCAAAAACCACAGCAGACCCGGCCGGUGGACAAGCGCCCCCGCAAUAACGACAGCCCAGCAAGCGGAGCAGGAGACCAGUUGCAGCAGAGCCUGGUUGUCUACAGCCAGCCGGCGCCGAAUCAGUCUCCCAGGGCUGUAGAGGUUCACUCUCCGCCCGAGCCCGUUUCCUCGGGGGCCCCGCCGUCGUCGCAAAGUCGCUGGACGGUACGGAACGUGCCCGGGGCCGGCAUUGGUCUCCCUGCGCGACCGAUGACGAAGAAAUACUCGCAGGAAGAAGAUGACCGCCUCAUUCGCCUCAUCGAAUCCCACGGUACCAAGUGGGCUCAGAUCAAGCGCGAGGACGAGCUCUGUCCCCCGUCUGAUGGUGGGCCCAAGCUGCAUUACCGGACCCAGGUUAACCUCAAGGACCGGGCGCGGAACUUGAAGAUCAAGUUUCUUAGAGAGGGACUUCCUCUUCCGGCCAACUUCGACCGCGUUCUCGGACCCAAGGCGUGA
Penicillium alfredii is the source of this 2625-nucleotide messenger RNA. Its product is annotated as telomere repeat binding factor family protein. The record is from RefSeq and is a predicted model, not a curated record. Lineage: Eukaryota; Fungi; Ascomycota; Eurotiomycetes; Eurotiales; Aspergillaceae. The transcript is spliced from 4 exons. The coding region runs from base 1 to 2625 and encodes 874 amino acids.